Messenger RNA from Sordaria macrospora k-hell, 2454 nucleotides. RefSeq lists its product as uncharacterized. The record is from RefSeq and is a predicted model, not a curated record. Gene Ontology annotation, molecular function: DNA-binding transcription factor activity, RNA polymerase II-specific; DNA binding; zinc ion binding. NCBI's taxonomy places the organism in Eukaryota, Fungi, Ascomycota, Sordariomycetes, Sordariales, Sordariaceae. Gene Ontology annotation, biological process: DNA-templated transcription; regulation of DNA-templated transcription. Gene Ontology annotation, cellular component: nucleus.
AUGGGUAUUACCUCUGGCCUCGACACUUAUUACCGGCUAUCCAUUCCCACGACUCCCCCCGAGCUGCCGAAUUCAGAUAUAUCAUCCUUCAACUUCAGGAAACUCCAAGAGCGGUCCCGGAACUCCGCCGUUCCAAUCUCCCCGCCCAUGUCCCAUUAUGACCCCGUAUCUAGGACAGGCGAUAUGCCCUCCGCAAACAGUCCCGAUGAGGCACAAGCCCGGAAAGACGUCGGCACCAACCAGAACGCUGGGCGGCAGCAGUUGCCCUCUUUGAGUAGCCUGUUUGGCCCAUCUACAACGCAACUUCGCCCACUACAUUCGCCGACGUUCUCGGACCGUCCAGGACUGUACACAACAUCAUCGUCGCCGCUUGAUCAUCCCCGAUGCCCAGCUGGCAGCUGGGAUAGACCUUACUCGGCAUCUUCCUCUUAUUUCCCUCCUCCGUCAUUGACCUCGCAGCCACGCAGUACACCGGAUCCCAGGCUUGAUGAACGGCCCCAUUUUCCGCCACCGUUACGGGCACUCCCAGGCCCUCUAUCACCCAUAGUCAGGGAGUCGGAGCCUCAAAGGCCUCACUCUCAGUCUGGUUUCAGCGCUGGGAACAAAUGGUCGCUGCGUCACGAAAUUGGCCAAGACUACGGGCUGGGAAACCGGGAGUACGCAUCGUACAGAUCAUCGCCCACUGAGCGACCCCAUAGCCAUCUUUCGAACGGGAUCCCGGGCCGUGAGGAAGGCUUGGGUUUACGUAGCGAGCAAUCGGCUGCACAACCACCCACACCAGCUAGCACCGGUGCCUCCGAGGUCAUCGUGGGCAAGGAUGGAUUGGGCCCCAAGAUUUGGACAGGAACACAUUUCUUGCCGAGAUUUGUCAGGGAGGAAAAGGUCGAUGGUGAAACGUAUUUCAUCUACGACGAUGGAACCCGUUGCAAAGAUAUCAUUGAUGGUGAGAAGGUCAACGCUCAUUGGGGGGUGACAAAAGCUGGGAAGCCGAGAAAGAGGCUGGCAAUCGCUUGCAUCACUUGCCGGGAGAAGAAGAUCAAGUGUGAUCCCGAUUACCCUAGAUGCGCGCAAUGCGAGAAGUUUGGGCGUACUUGCAAGUUCAAGAAUGCCCCGAGAGGUGGACACAAUACUUCGCCUUCGACUCCGCCCGCCGAAGUUGACGAUGCUCGUCGCUUGCCCAGCCUAAUUCGACCACCACCGCACGAGUAUGUAAGGACGAGCGCGCACUCGAGUGAAUCUGUUUCACCACGCACCACUCUUCGCCCAGCAAGUCCCGAGAUGGCCUCAUCCGUGCCGUCAAAACGGCUUCGCAUAGGUUACGACCACUAUGCUCCCGCAGGGGGACACCGGCCGCCUAUGGCACCGGAGAUGGACCACAUGAUGCGCUCCAACUUGUCCUGGCACCGUCAGCCUGAACUUCCCCGCGUCCACGAGGAUGCAGUGUGCCGUGCAUGGCAAAUAGACCCGUAUGUCUCCGAUCCUGAGUCCGUGAUCAGCACCAUAACUUCUUUUUUCGUCUCCACCGAUGCCACGACCUUCCGAUUCCUCCCCGAGAAGGCGUUCAAAACCUGGGUACAGAACAAUGCUCACCAUAGAAACAAGUCCCCAGAAAAUCUGAUGCUCGUCUAUAGCAUCCUCGCUCUUGGCUCCCUCCUGUCGACCGCUGGGUCCAGCGGGCUCGACCCUAGGAAGGAGCAAAUCAACCACUAUGCUCAGGUAGCUCGUUACGCUACAGAGCACGCAACAAUGUCACUACAGCUUGUGCAGGCAAGAAUCCUCCUUUCCCUCUACUACAUGGCUGUUUCGAGGCCUAUCGAUGCCAACGAAAUGUCCAGUAGCGCUGUUUCGGCAGCGACCUAUUUGCAGCUGAAUCUGGAGUUGGAUCAGUCGCCUGACGUAGGACUCAAAUCCUUCCCGGCUACUGGCAACGCUGGCCCCGAUGGCACGAGUAUGCCACCACCCUUUACCAGCUUCGCUGUUCUCGAGGCUUUGGAUGUGCUUUCCGCGGAGGGACACAUCAAAGAUCUUCCGGGGCUGAUUGACGGUCUUGCCAUUGCACGAAGUGUCUUGGAGAUUCUGGAUACGGUAUGGGAAGAUGCAAGGGCACACAAGACAAUUUUGGAUCACCGACUGGACAGGUUGGUAGCUCUCAGGGAGAGAACUGAGGGUCUGGACGAUGCUCUUGUCGUACCGCUUGUCGGAAGAGGACGAAGGAAUAUGUCAGAGUAUGAGUUUGAGCUUGGCGGGAUUCGGGUUUACGUGGCAAAUCCAGACGACGGCCUUGACCAGCCCUAUGGAAAUGAAAGAGACGGAAAACAGGCUGUAGCUACAGGUUCGGAAGGUAUACUAAGCUGGCAAAUGGGCGAAACUCUUGAGGCAAGAUUUCCCAGGGAUAUGGACUGCAUCUAUGCCGGACUACCAACGGCCCAUGCGCCGAGAACCAUGGCAGCUUGA